AGGCGCACUAUGGCCCUUAGCCCUCUGCUGCGCCCUCUGCUGCGGCUGCUUGUGCUGGGACUCGGGCUGGCCCUGCUGUGCGCCGCGGCCGGGGAACCAGUGUCAGGCACCACUCCCUGCUCUCGCGGCAGCUCCUGGAGCACGGACCUCGACAAGUGCAUGGACUGCGCGUCGUGUCCAGCGCGACCGCAUAGUGACUUCUGCCCAGGCUGCGCUGGGGCCCCUUCAGCCUCCUUUGGGCUGCUGUGGCCCAUCUUGGGGGGCGCCCUGAGCCUGGCCCUUGUGCUGGGGCUGCUUUCCGGCUUCCUGGUCUGGAGGCGAUGCCGCAGGAGAGAGAAGUUUACCACCCCCAUUGAGGAGACCGGCGGGGAGGGCUGUCCUGGAGUGGCGCUGAUCCAGUGACAAUGAGCGUCCCUGGUCAGCUGGAGGCCGUGCCCACUCUUCAUUCAUUCAUUCUGGAGCCAGCCCCUGCCUCCCAGACACAGCCAGAGCCAGGCUGUCCCUGUCACAGGGAUGUGCAGGGAUGGGGGACAGGUGAAUCACUUCUCUGAGGCCUGGAUCCAGGCUUCAGAGGAGCCUUCCAAAGUAUCUGACUGCCCUGUCUCUGGCUCCAGGACAGAAAAGGAGACCCAAGCUGGCUCAUACCAGAUGACUGACACUAGGAACUGCAACAUUUGCACAAGGGUCCUCUAUCCCCAUGGCUGAGGGGUGAAGAUAAAGUGAGGGACAGACAGAACACCAGGUCCCACCCACUCAGAUAUGCUAAAUUCCAGCACUGGGGUCUCAGCCUGGCGGUUUAGGGACCUGUUCCUAACACUAGGGGGCUGGCCCUCUAGGAGGGCUGGCCCUGAGACACUGCCCCCACCAACCCUCAAAGGGGGGGAGAUAUUUAUUUUGGGUAGAAAGUUUUGA
Messenger RNA from Molossus molossus (Pallas's mastiff bat), 912 nucleotides. It is a transcript of the gene TNFRSF12A, whose product is annotated as TNF receptor superfamily member 12A. The coding region runs from base 10 to 402 and encodes 130 amino acids. Gene Ontology annotation, molecular function: protein binding. The record is from RefSeq and is a predicted model, not a curated record. Gene Ontology annotation, biological process: positive regulation of apoptotic process. Lineage: Eukaryota; Metazoa; Chordata; Mammalia; Chiroptera; Molossidae. The transcript is spliced from 4 exons. Gene Ontology annotation, cellular component: plasma membrane.